Paramormyrops kingsleyae is the source of this 2066-nucleotide messenger RNA. It is a transcript of the gene mettl14, whose product is annotated as methyltransferase 14, N6-adenosine-methyltransferase non-catalytic subunit. Gene Ontology annotation, molecular function: mRNA binding. Gene Ontology annotation, biological process: mRNA modification. NCBI's taxonomy places the organism in Eukaryota, Metazoa, Chordata, Actinopteri, Osteoglossiformes, Mormyridae. The record is from RefSeq and is a predicted model, not a curated record. Gene Ontology annotation, cellular component: RNA N6-methyladenosine methyltransferase complex; nucleus.
UAACCGGAAGUGACGCUAUUCUCGGGCGCCAUAUGUGUUUUACAAGAAAAAAAGAGGGAACAAAAAUACACAUAGUCCCAAUUUAUCUUUAAUUAAAAUGAAUAGCCGUCUUCUGGAGAUUAGAGAGAGGCAGAAAUUGAGACGGCAACUUCUAGCACAGCAGUUGGGAGCUGAGAAUCCGGACAGUAUCGGCGCUGUACUUAAUAGCAAAGAUGAACAAAAAGAGAUCGAGGAAACCAGGGAGACCUGCAGGGCUUCAUUUGAUGCAUCAGCUGUGAGUGGCAAGCGAAAAUGUCAAGCAGAAGGAGAGGACACAGAGGAAGACUUAGAGGAACAGAAGGAUGAAGUGGAACAGCAGCAGACGGAUGAGAGUGCGCCAUAUGAAGAAGUUUACAAAGAUUCCAGUACGUUCCUUAAGGGAACCCAAAGCUUGAAUCCACACAAUGAUUACUGUCAGCAUUUUGUGGAUACUGGUCACAGGCCACAGAACUUCAUACGGGAUGUCGGUCUUGCUGAUCGCUUUGAAGAAUAUCCGAAACUCAGAGAGUUGAUAAGGCUGAAAGACGAACUGAUUUCCACUACAAAUACUCCACCCAUGUAUCUACAAGCAGAUUUAGAACAUUUUGACUUGCGAGAACUGAAGUGUAAGUUUGAUGUGAUCCUGCUUGAGCCGCCCCUGGAGGAGUACUACCGAGAGUCGGGAAUCAUUGCCAACGAGAAGUUCUGGACCUGGGAUGAUAUAAUGAAACUGGAAAUUGAGGAGAUAUCUGCCUUGAGGUCCUUUGUCUUUCUUUGGUGCGGGUCUGGUGAAGGUCUGGACCUCGGAAGGAUGUGCCUGCGAAAAUGGGGCUUCCGCAGAUGUGAAGACAUUUGCUGGAUCAAGACCAACAAGAAUAACCCGGGGAAGACGAAAACUCUGGACCCCAAAGCCGUCUUCCAAAGAACAAAGGAGCAUUGCCUAAUGGGAAUCAAGGGCACCGUGCGGAGGAGCACGGACGGCGACUUCAUCCACGCCAACGUGGACAUCGACCUGAUCAUAACCGACGAGCCCGAGAUCGGCAACAUCGAGAAGCCGGUGGAGAUCUUCCACAUCAUCGAGCACUUCUGCCUUGGACGGAGGCGGCUUCACCUGUUCGGAAGGGACAGCACGAUUCGGCCAGGCUGGCUGACAGUGGGCCCGACGCUGACCAACAGCAACUUCAACGCGGAGGCGUACGCGGCCAAUUUCAACACGCCCAACUCCCACCUGUCGGGCUGCACAGAGGAGAUCGAGAGGCUCCGCCCCAAGUCGCCUCCCCCCAAGUCUAAGUCAGAUCGGGGUGGCGGAGCUCCGAGAGGCGGCAGGGGAGGGCCUUCGGCGGGCCGCGGGGACCGGGGCCGCGAGCGCAACCGUCCGAAUUUCCGUGGCGACCGCGGGGGAUUCCGAGGCCGUGGUGGACCCCACAGGGGAUUUCCCCCACGCUAGAUCGGGCAUGCAGCCUGGGGCAAGAUAGGACCCCUAUCAACAGCCCUUGAUUCUGGGAUUGUUUCAGAGCCCAGAACAGAGGCUGGCAGUGCUGGGGCUCCGGAUCUGUGGUUCAUCUGUUCUUGCCCGCACUCACUUUGAUUACUGUCAUUGUUUGAAUAGAAAAUAACAUUACUCGCCUUUUGAAGAGGCGAAUCGUUUACCGAUCGGGCCACUAUCCAGCCUAGCAGCUGUCUUCUGCCCGCAGAAUCACAUGAUGUUAUCGUUACGUUCAAUGAAGACUUUAAUGAAAGUGAGUGCCGAGGCGUAUUAAGGUUACCGCGCACUGCCGGGUCAGGUGUGAGAUGCCGGAGAUUACCGUUGGCGGCUCGAGUGCCACCUGUGUGCCUGAACGCUGAAACAUGAAGCCACUGGAUGGCCUGCGAAUUUGUUCAGAUAUUUCCAUCAUCCUGGAAAUGGACUGAUUGUUUUUAAAUAUGUUUUAUACUUAAGUAUGAAUUGCUUUUAUUUUUGUCACGUUCGCGGGCCUUUGUACGAAGCCUCUGAAUCAUAAGAAAUGUGAGAAGUUGACUUAAUAAACGGCUGAACUUUUCAUCCAGUA